AUGGACGAUAUAACUCCUCAUAAGCGUGUUGCUCACCAAGACACAAGUUCUCUCUCUGAUGAAAAAGUAAAAGCUGGUUCUUUUACAGAAGACCAAGAGCGCGAGCAUGUUCGUCGUCAUAUCCCUGAACAUUUACGUAUUGCUCCAGUCGCCAAUGUAGGUUACUCUCCUCGUAUGUCCAAGAUUGCUCGCGACACAGGUGCCUUCUUCUCUGCCUGCCUCGCUCCCUUUAUUACCACCAUCCGAUUCUUGCAAAGAAGAACAAAUUUGACCUUCUGGAUCAUUCUUGCCAUGGUCAUUGGUAUUCUCGUCGGCUACUUUUCCCCUGCCGCCGGUAAAGAGAUCAAGCCCUUGGGUGAUGCCUUUAUUUACAUGAUCAAAAUCAUUAUUGUUCCCUUGGUCUUUAGUGUCCUUGUCAUUGGUAUUGCUGGUCAUGGUGAUGAUAUUGGAAAAGUAGGAAAAUUAGCCAUUAAAACCUUAAUCUAUUUCGAAUUUGUUACAACACUUGCGCUUGCGAUCGGUUUAAUUAUGGCAAAUUUGGUUAAACCAGGUGUAGGUGUCGUAUUGCCUAUUGGAGAUGAUAUCUCCGCCGUGGAAGAAUUAGCAGCCAAGGAAAAGACAUCCAUCACCUGGUCUGGUGAAAUGUUCUUGAUCAUUCCCGAAAGUUUCUUCAAAGCCGCUGUUGAGAACAAGGUACUGGCUAUCGUCUUUUGUGCAGUGAUGUUUGCCUGUUCCAUGAUGAAGGCAGAUAAAAAAAGUAAAAAGGUCAUGCUCAAAAUCAAUGAAGCUCUUUCUCAGGUCAUGUUUAUGUUUGUUGGUUUAGUCAUGAAUUUCGCUCCUAUUGGUAUUGGAGCUGCUUUAGCUGCCACAGUCGGAGCCAAUGGUAUUGCUGUAUUGGCUAAUCUCGGUAAACUUAUCGGUUGUGUGUAUGCUUCUUUGGUUAUCUUUUUGAUUAUCGUUUUAAUGCCCGUCAUGCUUAUUGCCAAAAUUCCCGUGGUUGGUUUCUUCAAAGCCAUUGCUCAGCCUUGGUUACUUGCGUUCAGUUCUGCAUCCAGUGAAUCUGCCCUACCCUUAGCUUUUGAAAAAAUGCGUGAGUUUGGUUGUACAAACGCACUCACAGGUUUUGUUAUUCCCUGGUAA
Molecule: messenger RNA, 1140 nt
Organism: Mucor mucedo
Lineage: Eukaryota; Fungi; Mucoromycota; Mucoromycetes; Mucorales; Mucoraceae
Product: Sodium:dicarboxylate symporter family-domain-containing protein
Exons: 4
Coding region: 1-1140 (379 amino acids)
Biological process (GO): dicarboxylic acid transport
Cellular component (GO): plasma membrane
Molecular function (GO): symporter activity
Source: RefSeq, a predicted model, not a curated record